Paramecium tetraurelia is the source of this 1254-nucleotide messenger RNA. RefSeq lists its product as uncharacterized. NCBI's taxonomy places the organism in Eukaryota, Ciliophora, Oligohymenophorea, Peniculida, Parameciidae. Gene Ontology annotation, molecular function: histone deacetylase activity. The record is from RefSeq and is a predicted model, not a curated record. The transcript is spliced from 5 exons.
AUGAAUCUUUUCAAGUAGAAAGUGACUUAUUAUUAUGAUGAAGAGUUUGGCACCUUUAAUUAUUCAACAACUCACCCUAUGAAACCUUUAAGAGUAGCUAUCACAGAUGAUUUAGUUGGUCAUUAUGGAUUAAAAUAAUAUAUGAAUUGUAUUGUAAGAUGUAUUAAUUUAGUCGAUGAGGAUGUAUUGACUUAAUUUCAUUCAGAGGAAUAUAUAAAUUUAAUCAAGAUAAUUACUCCUGAAAAUAAAUGCUAACAUGAAGAUCAACUUUAUAGAUUCAAUUUUAUGGAAGAUUGCCCAGUUUUGGAUAGGUUAUUUGAUUUUUGUUUGUGUCAGACUUCUGGCUCUGUUGGAGCUGCUUGUGUAAUCGCAGAUUAAAAGAGUAAUAUCGCUAUAAAUUGGAGUGGUGGAUUACAUCAUGCAAAAUAAAGUGAAGCAAGUGGAUUUUGCUAUGUUAAUGAUUGUGUAUUAGGAAUAUUAGAGUUAUUGAAAACAUAUUAAAGAGUACUUUACAUUGAUAUUGAUAUUCAUCAUGGAGAUGGAGUAGAGGAAGCAUUUUAUUUAACAGACAGAGUUAUGACUUGUUCAUUUCAUAAAUUUAAGGAAUACUUUCCUGGAACUGGGCAUAUUGAUGAUAUUGGCCAUGACAAAGGAAAGUAUUAUGCAGUUAAUUUCCCCUUAAAUGAAGGCUUAAAUGAUGAUUCCAUUUAAUUAAUAUUCAAACCUGUUAUUGAUAGCAUUAUGGAAAAUUUUAGACCAGAUGUUGUAAUGUUGCAAGGAGGAACUGAUAGUCUCAGUGGAGAUCGGUUGGGUUGUUUUAAUUUAAGCAUCAAAGGCCAUGGUUCUUGCACUGAAUAUCUGAAAAAAUUUAAUGUCCCCAUCAUAAUGGUAGGUGGUGGAGGAUAUACACUGAGAAAUGUUCCACGUUGUUGGACCUAUGAAACUUCCUUAGCCUUAAAUGUACCCAUUCCUGACAAUAUUCCAGAUGAAUCUGAUUAUAAGAUCUACUUUGGUCCAGAAUAUAAAUUGCAUCUGCCUAUAUCUAAUAUGGAAGAGCAGAAUUCAAAGGAAUAUUUAGAGAAAAAUAUAUCUUAGAGAAUUUAAAAUAAAUUCGAGCCAGGUUGUGCAUAAAUUGAUCAUUAUGCUAUUGGUAAGGAGAGUAGAUAAAAGAUUGACUAUUAAGAAUUAUUCUCAUCAUAUAACGAUAAGAGAGAAGAAAUGUAAUUAGAAUAAAACUAAGACUAAUAAGAAUGA